Molecule: messenger RNA, 1220 nt
Organism: Hibiscus syriacus
Lineage: Eukaryota; Viridiplantae; Streptophyta; Magnoliopsida; Malvales; Malvaceae
Exons: 4
Coding region: 177-1187 (336 amino acids)
Source: RefSeq, a predicted model, not a curated record
AAGAAUGCCCUGUUUGAUUUACCUGUUUUAUGUAACCCCAUUGUGUCAAGGAACGAUCUUGGUGCUUGGAUCAUGAAUUUUGACAGCUUUUGAAGAAUUCAAGAAAGCUAUCUUCUUCCCUUAAUUGCUCGCUUCAGAGUUGAUGCAUUGUUUCUCUUUGUUAGUUGAAUGAGCAAAUGAAAGUAAAAUCAGAUGCAAUAAUGGAGGUCGAAAAGAAGCAUUCAAAGGGAGGAUUUUUUCAUUUGUUUGAUUGGAAUGGUAAAUCUCGAAAGAAAUUGUUCUUGAACAAUGCUGAAAUCUCAGGAGAAUCAAAGAGAGGAAAACCUGUGGAAAAUCUACUGAAGUCACCGCCUUUUAUGGUGGGGGAUGACUACAAUGGCGCUUCAAGUAAUACACGCAGUGCUGAUUUUAGUUCCGCUUCCUCGGUGACCAGUGAUGAAGGAAGUGGAUCUAGAGCACCUGGAGCUGUUGCUAGGCUUAUGGGUUUGGACUCGUUGCAGACACCGAACGUAUCUGAGCUAUCUUCUACUACAUAUUCAGGGUCUUGCUCUCUUAGACUGUCUCAUUAUGAAAGAGGUAUUCCUGAUUCGUGGAAUGAAUAUGGACAGAUGGACUACACCGUCUCUAACAAGCUUGAUAGGUUGUCUUCCGAUCCCAUUGAACCGAGGUUUCAUAUGGUGAAGAACCGACCGAUUGAGAGAUUUCAGACUGAAAUAUUGCCUCCGAAAUCAGCAAAACCGAUUCCAAUAACUCACCAUAAGCUCUUGUCUCCUGUCAAGAGUCCGGGGUUCAUCCCAACCAAGAAUGCAGCUUAUAUAAUGGAGGCAGCUGCAAAGAUUAUAGAUGUUAGUCCUCAGCCAACUUCCAAAACUAAGGUGCCUUCAUUUGGUUCUUCUUCAGUCCCUUUGAAAAUCCGGGAUUUGAAAGAGAAAAUCGAAGCCGCACAUAAGGUAUCCAGGCCUCAUAGACCUGACGAGCCUAGUCAGAGUGCGGCGAAGUCUUUGAAAGAGCAGCGUAAGGGAAAGAGUCAAAUAAAUCAGAUUAUGCACCACCAUUACGGACAUCUAGGGAUCCAGAGAAAGGUAGUUGUAACAGUUCAAGGAAUAAGGGGAAAUCAGUCUCACAUGCAGAACAAGAAAGGGCUAAUGUUCGGAGGAAAGAGGGGCCGUUUUCAAGUGGUAAUGUGAGUUCUGCAAAUCCGAAGGAAUGGAAUGAUGCUA